This is a messenger RNA of Cucurbita pepo subsp. pepo (vegetable marrow), 1365 nucleotides long. RefSeq names its product WD repeat-containing protein LWD1. The record is from RefSeq and is a predicted model, not a curated record. Lineage: Eukaryota; Viridiplantae; Streptophyta; Magnoliopsida; Cucurbitales; Cucurbitaceae. Gene Ontology annotation, molecular function: protein binding.
UUGGUUGUGGCCGGGAGGGUUCAGCAAGUUCCUACUCCAAUUUGACUCGUUCCGAUCAUCGUCACAGUUCAAUCACAACAGGUCGCUGCCUUUUCACGGCGGAGAGAGAGGCGGAGAGAGAGGCGGAUGGGUGCAAACAGUGAGGCCAACCAAGAUGGCUCCGACGAGCAGCAGAAGCGGUCUGAGAUCUAUACCUAUGAGGCGCCAUGGCACAUCUACGCGAUGAACUGGAGCGUCCGGCGAGACAAGAAGUACCGGCUGGCAAUCGCUAGUCUUCUGGAGCAGUAUCCCAACAGGGUGGAGAUUGUCCAGCUUGAUGAUUCCAGCGGCGAGAUCCGGUCCGACCCUAACCUCUCCUUUGAGCAUCCCUAUCCUCCCACCAAGACCAUCUUCAUUCCAGACAAGGAGUGCCAGCGCCCUGAUCUUCUCGCCACUUCCAGCGAUUUUCUCCGCGUAUGGCGCAUCUCAGACGAUCCUUCAUCUGUGGAGCUCAAGAGUCUUCUUAAUGGCAACAAGAACAGCGAGUUUUGUGGCCCUCUAACCUCCUUUGACUGGAACGAUGCUGAGCCAAAGCGCAUCGGGACCUCCAGUAUCGACACGACCUGCACCAUUUGGGAUAUUGAACGCGAGACCGUCGACACGCAACUCAUCGCUCAUGAUAAGGAGGUUUAUGACAUCGCUUGGGGCGGUGUUGGUGUAUUUGCUUCCGUUUCCGCCGAUGGUUCUGUCCGCGUCUUCGAUUUGCGUGACAAGGAGCACUCUACCAUCAUCUACGAGAGUUCUGAGCCUGACACUCCAUUGGUUCGGCUAGGCUGGAACAAGCAGGACCCGAGAUAUAUGGCCACGAUUAUCAUGGACAGCGCCAAGGUUGUCGUGCUUGACAUUCGCUUCCCGACGCUCCCCGUCGUCGAGUUACAGAGGCACCAAGCUAGUGCGAACGCCAUUGCAUGGGCGCCUCAUAGUUCUUGCCACAUUUGCACUGCAGGGGAUGAUUCUCAGGCCUUGAUUUGGGAUUUGUCGUCCAUGGGCCAACCAGUCGAAGGUGGCCUCGAUCCCAUUCUUGCCUACACCGCUGGAGCAGAAAUCGAGCAGCUGCAAUGGUCCUCUUCCCAACCGGACUGGGUUGCGAUUGCCUUUUCCACUAAGCUUCAGAUUCUGAGGGUAUGAUCCAUCAACACCUAGCUUUGGUUCUUCACCUACACAGAUAGUCAUGUCUGAGAACCAUCAUAUGUAACUAUGUUCUUGAAACUUGAUUCAACACUCGAAUUUAGAUUUAUCCUUCAUAGUGAUUUCUAUAUUGAUGUUUUUUCUGAUGAAUAUUAUCGAACACUUAUGAAGUAUGAAUACUUUGUGCAUUUCUCUCAA